Emiliania huxleyi CCMP1516 is the source of this 1155-nucleotide messenger RNA. RefSeq lists its product as hypothetical. The record is from RefSeq and is a predicted model, not a curated record. Gene Ontology annotation, molecular function: L-ascorbic acid binding; ferrous iron binding; peptidyl-proline dioxygenase activity. The coding region runs from base 1 to 1155 and encodes 384 amino acids. The transcript has 2 exons. NCBI's taxonomy places the organism in Eukaryota, Haptophyta, Isochrysidales, Noelaerhabdaceae. Gene Ontology annotation, biological process: cellular response to hypoxia.
AUGUGGUUCGAUCCUCCCCAGAGUCGAACUGGCAGCCACUCGCACCGAGGAGGCGAGGUGUGGCUACGGUCGUGCACGGCAAGCGAAGAGGACGCCUCGGCCCCAGUGACCAUGGCCGAGUUCACCACUCCGUGGGCUCCGACCGCCAAGCCUAACCGGCUUCCCGCUGUCCUCCUCUACAUCGAGGGCGAAGCUCUGUGCGACGCGAACGCUGUGGCCGAGGGCGUGACCAAGAUGCGCGAGGCGUUCGCGCUCGCCUGGGAGCUCGACCUGCCCGAGUGGCCUGGGUGGGCUGAGGUGUUGUACCACCAGCUCUCCAACGGGCUCGUGCCUGCGGGCGCUCCGCCGCCGCCGCUGCUGUCGGCCGACACCUCGAGCGUCCAGCCCGAGGUUGCGUCGCACGCUCGGGAUGGGCGGGCCUGGUGGUCGAGCGACGGCGCGCUCGCGGCCAUCGCGGAGACGCUCCGCUGUCGCAACCACGUAGUGGUCGACGGCUUCCUCGGGCGGGCUGGCGGCGUGGCGCUGCGAGUCGCGCUCGAGCGCGCCUGGGGCGGCGGCGUGCUGGAGCCCGCAAAGGUGGCGCUGCCGGGCGACGGGCUCAACGGACAGAGGUCCGACCGCACCCGCUCCGACCACAUCGCGUGGAUCGACGCCGCCGAGGACGCUGCGCGGUGGGCGCCGCUGGCCACGCUGGUCGACGCGGCUGACGCGCUCGUUCGGGCGCUGCGGGCCGCGGCGCCAGGCCUGGCCAGAAAGGGGUCGGCCAUGUCGCGAAUGCGGCCGAUGGCGUCGCGGUACGGCGUCGGCGCAGCCUUCGCGCGGCACACCGACAACCACUGCUCGAACGGGCACGGACCGCACUGCAACGGUCGCUGGCUCACGGCCGUCUAUUACGCCAACGAUUCGUGGAGCGAGGCCGACGGCGGCUGCCUGCGCCUCUUCAGGCCUCAGGGCGACGAGGGCGACGAGGACGAGCAGGCGGGAGGGGCGGCGGCGGCAGCGGCAGGUGAUGCACUGCUCGACGUCGCACCUUUGGGCGACCGCCUGCUUCUCUUCUUUUCGGACUUUCGGUCGCCGCACGAGGUGCUGCCCGCCGCAAAGCCCCGGUACGCGACCACUAUAUGGUACAUGGAGAGAGACGACGGGGAUGACUGA